This is a messenger RNA of Halichondria panicea, 1190 nucleotides long. RefSeq names its product replication protein A 32 kDa subunit-like. Gene Ontology annotation, molecular function: single-stranded DNA binding. NCBI's taxonomy places the organism in Eukaryota, Metazoa, Porifera, Demospongiae, Suberitida, Halichondriidae. Gene Ontology annotation, cellular component: chromosome, telomeric region; site of double-strand break; DNA replication factor A complex. The coding region runs from base 1 to 978 and encodes 325 amino acids. The transcript is spliced from 5 exons. Gene Ontology annotation, biological process: double-strand break repair via homologous recombination; nucleotide-excision repair; DNA replication. The record is from RefSeq and is a predicted model, not a curated record.
AUGGAGCCCUAUGGUGGUGGUGGCGGGGGUGGAUAUGGUGGAGGUGGUGGGGGUGGAUAUGGUGGAGGUGGUGGGGGUGGGUACGGUGGAGGUGGCGGAGGAUACGGUGGAGGUGGUGGGGGUGGGUACGGUGGAGGUGGUGGGGGUGGUUUCAUCCAGAACUCUCAGGGAUUUUCUUCGUCUCCAGGCAUUGGAUCAUCUCCCAGUGGAGGGAGGGGACGAGCGGGGAAACCCCAGGCAGUCAAACCAAUGACAGCGGCACAGCUGCAAACGGUUGAGGACACAGGAGAAAACGUGUUCAAAGUGGACGGCAAAGAUAUAGGAAUGGUGUCCCUAGUUGGAGAAGUUAUGGAGGUCAAAGAGAGUGCUACUACUAUGGUCUACAUACUCGAUGAUCGCACCGGGCCAUGGGUCAAAGUUCAGCGAUGGAUAGAGGAUCAGUCGGCACCUGUUGACCCCACCGAGAGGUCAACAUGCAGGGAGGGGAUGUACGUGAAGGUCAUCGGUAAUAUAAAGACGUUUAACAACCAGAAGAGUGUGACUGCAUUCUCUGUGUGUCCCAUUGAGGACUUCAAUGAGGUGACACACCACCUGUCUGAAGUGAUGGUGGGUCACUUGGCUGCCACCAAAGGAGCCCCUGUGCCUGAGCAGUUCAAAGGUCACCAGACCUCUUCGGAGGGGUGGGGGGCACCGAUGGCCACUAGCACACAGAUGACGACCCCCAACAGAGGAGGGGGCGGCAUGUACUCCGGGGCACAGCAGCACGACUCGGGACUCAAUCCAGUGCAACAACAGACGCUCAAUGUGAUAUCGGGUUGCCAUAACGACCAUGGGAUAAAUAUCAAGGAGCUCAUCAAGACCAUGAGUCAGCACGGCCACGUGGAGGCGCCAGUCAGGAAUGCAGUUGACUUUCUGUGCAAUGAGGGACACAUUUACUCUACGGUGGAUGAUGACCAUUACAAGUCCACGGACGCUUAACAAACUCUCUGUAUAGUUCUGUAACGGUAAUAAUAAUAAUUCUCUUUCGCAUUGUUUCAACCUUAUGACAUGUCACACAUUCCAAAACAUUUAUGUGCAAUUCAUACCACGAAAUUGUUCCAAGUAUAUUAAAUGUCACUGUUUUUCAUCUUUAUUUUGAGAUUCUUGAAAAAUCUGCAAAAAAAUUAAUGAUCAAAAUUUUAAUUUUUAAA